Quercus robur (English oak) is the source of this 994-nucleotide messenger RNA. RefSeq names its product protein DMP4-like. The transcript has a single exon. NCBI's taxonomy places the organism in Eukaryota, Viridiplantae, Streptophyta, Magnoliopsida, Fagales, Fagaceae. Gene Ontology annotation, biological process: endomembrane system organization. Bases 73 to 699 code for a protein of 208 amino acids. The record is from RefSeq and is a predicted model, not a curated record.
AGAAACAUGCAUGUUCGUACAAAUUAACAGGAGAUCAAAACAAAGGAAAAGAGAAGUGAAAGGUUUUGUGCCAUGGAGAUUAAGGUACAAUCUGAUUCCGAGCAUCAAGAUGAAUCAAAACAGCCCCUCUUGCAAGACACAACUGAAACAGAAGAGAAAACACUGAUACAGAAAGCCAUUAGUCAGACAUUUCAGAGCACAGCUCAUUUGGCCAAUCUUUUGCCCACUGGAUCAGUCCUUGCUUUCCAACUUCUGUCACCCAUUUUCACAAAUCAAGGUAUCUGUGACCCGAUCAGCCGGUUCAUGACUGCUGUACUUGUGACCCUCUGUGGGGUGUCAUGUCUCGUACUAAGCUUCACUGACAGCUUCAGGGACAAAAAGGGAAACAUCUGUUAUGGGUUUGCCACCACCAAAGGAUUCUGGGUCAUUGAUGGUUCAGCUACCCUUUCACCUGAAGUUGCUGCAAACUAUCGGCUAAGAUUUAUAGAUUUCAUGCAUGCUCUCAUGUCAAUCCUGGUAUUUGUAGCAGUUGCACUCUUUGAUGAGAAUGUGGUUAGUUGCAUCUUCCCAACGCCAUCAGAUGAGACCCAAGAAAUUCUUACAAGAUUGCCAGUUGGAAUUGGUGUCAUUAGCAGUAUGUUGUUUGUUACGUUUCCUACGAAGCGCCAUGGAAUUGGCUUUCCCCUCUCUGCAAAUUAAGGACAACAACAAAAUAUCCUUUUUUUUUUCUUGCAAUAUAUCAACCUUCGUGCCUUUUCAAAAAGUUUACAAAAUCUGUGGAUUGAUCUGGUCGUAAAAUUGUUACAUUCAGCUCUCUUUGAAGUUUGAAUUCAUAAGAUGAUUCUUUGCAGUUUGCAAACUGAACCAUUUAGUUGGAAAAAGCCUAUUCAUGCUUGUCAAAUUACAGGAACUUGCUAAUAUUUACAAUGCAAGGUAUUGUGACAAUAGAGUUGGGGUAGGAUUUUACAAUAGAAUACUUAUUCCAUUGCAAAAA